Molecule: messenger RNA, 3153 nt
Organism: Nematocida homosporus
Lineage: Eukaryota; Fungi; Microsporidia
Exons: 1
Coding region: 1-3153 (1050 amino acids)
Source: RefSeq, a predicted model, not a curated record
AUGGCUAUCUACUGGCAUAACAAGAAAGAUAUGCAGAUGUUAGGAUGGCGUCUGCAAUUAUACGCUGUUGUGUUGGUCUUUGGUUUAGUCUGGUGCUCAAAUAAAGAUAGUACUGGAGGGAAUAUGGCUAUAGAUGAGGCUUUGCGGAACAUAUUCGAAGUAGAUGACCUAGCUAAUAUGUCCAAUGAUGCGCAGCAGUGGCUUAAUGAUAAUAUGAUUACUUGUAUCAAUGGUGCUUAUGUUAUAAAUGCACCAAAUGCUAGUCUCAAUAUUUCUCUUGAUCUUUGGAAUAGCGAUGCUACGUAUUUGUCUGCUUUUAUGAGUGUUUCUAAAGUUACUGCUUCUAGCGUUAAACUAGUUGGGCCCCUGCUUAAGAUAUACUACAUCAAUAAGCUGAUGGUUUGUUUGUUAAUGAUAAUAGAUGUAGAUGAUAUAUACUUUAACAUUACCAAUCCUUUGGGUAUUAAUAUUUCCCCGAUCUCUAUCUCUGUUCCGAAUAGUGCGCAACGGUAUCUACGCAAUAAGAAACCAGUCCGGCUGAUGGUUGUUGGUGAUCAUUUUGGUCUUUGCGCAUUGUUAAGUCGAAUUUACUACUAUGCCCCGCUUAAAGCUCUACAUAUUAUUACCAAAGAUGGUGAUAUAUGCUGGCCUUGGCCUAUCCAAUGGAGUGAUUGCUAUACAAUUACUUUGACAGCAGACCAUAUUUGUGCUGCUCUUCUUAAUACCUGGAUAAACCCGUAUAGUACGAAUGUGUGUCAGACUCUUACUUUACAGAGGUAUAGUACUCAGGAUUUACAAGGCUCUCCCUACGAAAUCUACGACCUAAUGGAUGAAGCAACUGGCCGGCUACUUUUCUGUAUUCGUCGGAAUCUCAUAAGUACUUUGAUUGUGGAGGACCAAACGUUCAUUUAUAUGUGCCUAAUGCUUCCGCCUAGCUUUGUUGUUAAGAGUAAUCUUACUUUGAUAAUCGUUCGUUCAACAACUCAAAUUGAUAUUAUCAAGAACCAAUGCAUUAUGGCAGUCAUUGCUGACCUGGGCGAACACUGCCCUAUGUUCACGUGCUGUCAACUAGAGAAUCGAUUAAACAAUAUCUGUUUUGAAGUGAAAGAAGCUCAAUUAAUCAUUGGCCUGACCGUUUGUGACUCUGAACUGGCUCUUGAUCCUAAUACAUCAAGCUCUAGUGAUUGCAACUCCAAUAAUAUUGAGGACUGGGUGUCUUUGUUAGUGCAUGUUCCAGGAUUGCUUAAUAUACCUGUCUGGGAGCAACCUAAACAGCAUUUGGAUAUUAAAUCGUGUCCAAUCUACCAUCUGUACACCUCCCUUGUCUUUCAAUGGCCGGCUGGUGAUAUCAAGCCACUUUUUCAGCACAAUAUCUUAAAAGCAACUUAUCCACAUGGGAUGAGCGAUAAGCCUGAACUGAAGUAUCAGUUGAAUAUUUUAUGUCCAGUCUUUAGUCGUUGCGUGGAUGAUUGUAAUGAACCCAUAAAUAUAUUCACCACAGCAAUAUCAAUGAUCGAAGAGAUGAUUGCUGGUAUGGUAACACAACGUGUUUUGAUAUCCUAUGCGGAUUCGUGUCUUUUUGAUAAUCUUGGUAGCUUGUUUUGCUUUUUGGGAAAUCUAACCAAUAACGCCGAGAUAAUUUUUGAUUCUAUCACUGUUGUUAUGCCAGCGGUUAAAUCUUCGAAUGUUAUUAAAGCCCGUGUUGUAUACUUUAAGAAUUGUGGUGGAGAUUUCAUCUUGUCUUUCUUGUCAACCUGUGCCUUGCUGAUUAAAGAUGUAUCUAUUUACAUUAGUGGUGAUUAUGACUCUUGGUCAAAACCUCUUGAAAUGAAUCUCGCCAUGUGGAAAGAUAGUAGAAGAACUGCCAGGAUCUUUUAUGAUCUUUAUGGCUAUAUCAAAAGUGAUGCCUUUUGGAGUGGCUGUCAAGACACUAUGCUGAUGCCCAUCAAUCUAUAUUCCUCCAGUAACACACUAGUCCUUUCUCCUUCGGAAUUGAUUCAUCUGUUGUGUUUGUUUGCGGACAUCAACUCAGCCUGUAGCUAUAAUGACAAUUCAUGCAAUCUUAUAUCUGUGUUUGGUGUUAUAGCAUUGUUCCUCAAUAAUCUUGCAUUAUCUCCUGAUCCAAAUAUAUUCCAGUACGUAGAAGAGUAUAACAGUACUGUCGCAACGGAGCCAACCUCUGGGCUCUUUUGGCCGUUCAAUUUUUGUUCUGUAUCUCUGUACAGACACCAUCCGACCGUUACUGACCAUGAUCUAGAGGCACUUUUAGCUGCUGUUCAUACAGGGAAGUACGACCAAGAUCUAAUUACUAGGCUUUUCUUAGAGUACUCGGGUAAUCUCAUUAUAAGUUGGCUAAAAGGAUCUUUCAAACAGCUAAAGAGAAUCCGUUGUCGUGGAAUUUUAACAGACAACGUUGAAUUGAAUGACUGGAUUGGCUGCCGCUCCUCUUAUACUUAUCUUUCUAGUAUAAAAAGCAAUGAUAUUAGUGAUCUACUGUGUUUCGGCCCCACGCAUGAUGCUCUGCCGAGCAUGUCUACCGUAUUACUAACCAUAGAUGGCCAGAUUGUUGAUAUCUUGGGGUUCAAAAUUUUAGACACGCCAAACAGCCGGUUUUGUGUUGAUAUUCUUAACUAUGGGUUCAGUCCCAAUACUACACUGUACGGCGAUCAAUCUCCCCUGUCUACUGAUCUCUUUUGUUUAUCACAAGAGUUAUUGGAAGAGUUGCUCAAAGAAUUCGUUGUAAGUUCAGGCAACCCUACCUGCCAAGGUGAGAGAACAGUUCUGCCCCAAAUAACGAUGAUUGACAAGUCUUCUGCAGUAAUGUAUUGCAGUCUAUGUGCGCGGUCCUGCUCAUCAACCCAGAGUUUCCCCAAAACAUCUCCGAUAGGGCCUAUCUCAGUGCUAAUUCUCAAUUGCGCCGUUGCCCUUUGCCCCCGUUGCAUAUUCAACUUUGACUAUGGCAGCUAUAAUCUCUACGCCCGGCCAAUUACUCGAUUUGAUGUGUUUCAACCCAAUCAAUCCGAAGGGCCAACUUUAACGCGGGACUAUUUCAGCCUCAAGGACAUUUUACUACAAGCGUACAGCCAACUAAGUGAUGCCGAUCAAGAAACCCUUUUUAAGGUAGAGCUAAAUCCAACACUAACCCAACACUAA